Messenger RNA from Hypanus sabinus (Atlantic stingray), 2459 nucleotides. RefSeq names its product RNA-binding protein FXR1-like. Gene Ontology annotation, molecular function: translation regulator activity; protein homodimerization activity; mRNA 3'-UTR binding. Gene Ontology annotation, biological process: regulation of dendritic spine development; regulation of alternative mRNA splicing, via spliceosome; central nervous system development. The coding region runs from base 108 to 2177 and encodes 689 amino acids. Gene Ontology annotation, cellular component: dendritic spine; neuronal cell body; postsynaptic density. The record is from RefSeq and is a predicted model, not a curated record. The transcript has 18 exons. NCBI's taxonomy places the organism in Eukaryota, Metazoa, Chordata, Chondrichthyes, Myliobatiformes, Dasyatidae.
GAAGGCGGGGCAUUGUUAAUAGCCGGCGCAGAGACGCCGAAAGGGCUUUUUGGUCGGUGGCGGCGGCGCGGCGGGGCUCUCCGUGCUGCGGCGGAGCUCAGCGAUGGAUGGGCUGGCGGUGGAGGUCCGCGGCUCUAACGGCGCCUUUUACAAGUUCUUCUAUAUUUGGGGAAUGUUGGAUUUUGAAGGGGGAGAAGUGUUGUAAUGGGUUUGUGAAAGAUGUACACGAAGACUCCAUCACCAUCGCAUUUGAAAAUAACUGGCAACCUGAACAACAGCUUCCCUUCAGUGAUGUGCGCUUGCCCCCACCUGCGGACUUCAACAAAGAGAUCAGCGAAGGAGAUGAGGUCGAGGUAUAUUCAAGAGCUAAUGAACAUGAGCCCUGUGGAUGGUGGCUGGCCAGGGUCCGGAUGAUGAAAGGAGAUUUUUAUGUCAUAGAGUAUGCCGCCUGUGAUGCCACGUACAAUGAAAUAGUCACGAUGGAGAGACUGCGCCCUGUCAAUCCCAACAAGACUGCCACCAAGAACCUGUUCUACAAACACACCAUUCCUGUGCCAGAUGAUCUCAAAGAAGCCUGUGCAAAUGAGAAUGCCCACAAGGAUUUCAAGAAGGCUGUUGGAGCACACUCCAUCGUGUACAAUGCUUCCAGCAACGAGCUGGUCCUGCUGUCCAUAAAUGAGUCGACCGUGAAGCGUGCAGGCUUGCUGAGCGACAUGCACUUCCGCAGUAUUCGUACCAAACUGAUGCUGAUGUCUCGAAAUGAAGAGGCCACUAAACACCUUGAGACCACCAAGCAGCUGGCAGCUGCAUUCCAGGAGGAGUUCAGUGUCCGUGAGGAUUUGAUGGGACUCGCCAUCGGAACACAUGGUGCCAACAUUCAGCAGGCCAGGAAGGUUCCUGGGGUGACUGCAAUUGAACUCGACGAAGACACUUGCACGUUCCGAAUUUAUGGAGAGACACCCGAAGCAGUGAAACAGGCUAGAGGCUAUCUAGAAUUCUCGGAAAAUUCGGUCCAAGUGCCACGCAGCCUGGUUGGCAAAGUUAUAGGUAAGAACGGGAAAGUGAUUCAGGAGAUUGUGGAUAAAUCCGGUGUCGUGAGGGUUCGAAUUGAAGGAGACAAUGAUAAGAAACUGCCCCGGGAGGAGGGAAUGGUUCCAUUCACAUUUGUUGGCACUAAGGAGAAUCUCAUCAAUGCACAAGUACUCCUGGAGUAUCACCUGUCUUAUCUAACGGAGGUGGAGCAGUUGCGUUUGGAGAGACUGCAGAUCGACGAGCAGCUCCGUCAGAUCGGUGUGGGGUACCGGCCACUAUCCAGCCGUGCCGACAAGGAGCGUGGAUAUGCCACAGAUGACAGCACUGCUUCCUCCAUGCAUAGCUCACGCUCUUACAGUGGCCGGGGGAGAGGCCGGCGAGACAACAACUCCGACUUCUCCAAUGCUUCCGAAACGGAAUCAGAGCGUCGGGAUGAGACAAGUGAUUGGUCACUUGGCCAGGUGGAGGAAGACCGGGAACGCCGGCAGGGCUCAGAUACCAACCGCAGGAGGCUAACUGGAGGCCGUGGACGAGGGGGUGCCCCAAACCCGAGGGGUCGCGGUGCAGGGCGAGGGGGCACUUCUUCAAUCAGUGCAGUGCUGAAAGACCCAGACAGCAACCCCUACAGCCUGCUGGAGAACGCAGAAACGGAUCAAACGGGGGACACGGACGCCAGCGACUCCCAUGCUAACACCAGCCGGCGCCGGCGGUCCCGCCGACGGCGCACUGAUGACGAUGCCACGAUGAUGGACGGGGUUUUAGAGUCUGACAGUGCAUCCAUCAAUGAGAAUGGUUUGGAUGAGACUGAGGGGAGACCCCCGCGACGUAACAGAAGCCGGCGACGUCGCAACCGUGGUAGCAGAGUGGACAGUUCACUGAGCCGAGACCGGCAACCAGUUACAGUGGCCGAUUACAUUUCCCGUGCUGAGUCUCAAAGCCGACAACGCAUCUCACAGAAGGAACGAUCAGAGAAAACUCCCCAGCCAGAGUCAUUGGAGAAACAACUGGAGCGAGCAGACCCUGGCGAUGAGUCCAACACUGUCCCCAAUGGCCCUGUCACUAGCUCAAACGGCAGCGCAACCAAGGAGCACGAGCAAGCUGGUCCCACCAUGAAGCAGCAGGCUGUGGUCAACGGUGUUUCGUAAAACGCCGCAGCCUCCAUCCGUGAAUCUCAGUCCCGCUUGCAUCAUGUUUAUUCAAUAGUGCUUGUCAAAGCUUGCCAAAGAUAGAAAUUGAAUACUACUUACUACCCGACUCGACACAUCACUGGCCCGCUCCUUAGCUCCGCACCGGACGGAGGUUUGAGGGGAGGAGUUCUGACGUAUAUGUGUAUCUGUUUUUUGAGAUUUAAUUAAAAAGUUCGAGGAAAUUUAAAAAAUACACACACAAAAAAACACAUUUAAAUAAAGAUGUUGUGCCUUCUGACA